AUGAUCCAGGACAAAAAAUGCCUUUCCUUCCCCAGCUAUAUCCACUCCGCCCCGGCGCUGCUGACAAUGCCCAACUUCACCUUCACGCAGGAGAACGCGAAGCUGCUCAGCUUGCGGAUUACAAGAUCAGGACUGCAAAAAAUUCCUGUUAUGAAAUUCGCUGGCCGAGAAAACAUCCUCAACAUAAUUGACCUGGAGAGCAACCGCAUCUCAAAGGUCGUCAAGAGAAGUCUUGAAGUUCGUGUGGAACAGCUUUUACUUAAUUACAAUCACAUCGAGAGUGUGGAGGAGGAAGCCUUCUCUGGGUCGGCCAUUGGAAGACUGAGCUUCAAGGGCAACACCCACCUAACCUACAUUCACCCAAAUGCUUUCAGCGGCAUUGAGAGUCUGCAAACCCUAGACCUUUCAGAGACGUCGAUCACCUCGCUGCCCACCUACGGCCUCAAAGGGCUGGAAGUCUUGCGCCUGGAGAACACCCCGACUCUGAAGGUAUUCCCGUCUGUGUACUCCUUCAGAACAAUCCAGGAAGCCCACCUCACUUACCCCUACCACUGCUGCGCCUUCCAGUUCCCGGAGACACACGACCGGGAACAAUAUAUUAGGCACCAGGAGUUCAUUCGAAAACAAGAAGAGGAGUUGUGCUCGGAGGUGACGUCACCCAGCAAUCCCGUUCCCUCCGCGAACGCCCGAGUCAGACGCCGGCGCCGCCAUCUUGUCACACCCACCACACCUACGCCGGACCCUCAGAGACUUAGUGAAAUGCAGAACGAGAAAGAAAUGAAAGCCAGACAAAGAGAUAAUCUCUCUCUCCCCUCUGAAAUUAUCUCCAACCCUUCGAAAAGGAUUCACACCGCUGGGAGGAAUCCAUCGACGUCAGGAUUCUCAGGACUUAAGAACACGCGAGACGCAGACGAGGCGCAGCCCCACACAACCGCCCUAGGAUACCCCUCGGACGUCGUCAUUCACGUCGUGGGAGGGCAGGACCCGAAGGCUCGAUCUCGUCGCAGGGAUGGCGCAAGGAUGCAUCCAUUGCUCGACAGAUCAUCGGAAUCCGGAAUUCACUCGCCGGAUUCCCGAUUCCUCGCAGAAGCCGACAAGAUCAGGAUGCAGGACGACGGACCGAAACCCAGUGCCUUGGACGAGAUCAUCCCGUCGCCAGACAAGAGAUUCGGGAAGGAGGAGUUCCCGGACAAUGGAGACGACGUGGCAGAUAAAGGGAGUUUUGUGGGCAGGAUACCCGUGGCAGGGAAUGGCUACCCGAGCUCCUUCCUUGGGUUCGGCUCCUUUAACUACUCCUCCGACAGAUACCCGACCGACGCCUCCAAGAGCAACGAGUCCGUCCCGAGCGGCCGAUGGGGCGGCCAUCAGGCUCCGCUCAACAACACCCCGAUCAUCGUCCUUUGCGGAAACAUCUCCAAGAACUCCACGACGUGCUGUGCAUCCGGCCCGGACGCCUUCAACCCCUGCGAGGACAUCAUGGGCAACCUGGCGCGGGUCGCCGUGUGGUUUGUGGUGGUCACGGCCGGUGGCAACCUGGCGGUCAUGCUCGUGCUGGUGUCGUCCAAGUUCAGAAUGACUGUCAGUAAGUUCCUGAUGGUGAACCUGGCCAUCGCCGACCUGUGCAUGGGCGUCUACCUGCUCAUCAUCGCUGCCAUGGACCUGCACACCAUCGGCGUCUACUUCAACUACGCCAUCGACUGGCAAAACGGUCCCGGUUGCAAGGUCGCCGGAUUCCUGACGGUGUUUGCCUCCGAGCUCUCCAUCUAUACGCUGACCGUGAUCACGUCGGAGCGCUGGUAUGCCAUCACGUACGCCAUCCAUCUGAACAAGCGCCUCAAACUUUCCAUGGCGGCCAAGAUCAUGGUCCUCGGAUGGAUCUACUCCAUCUCCAUGGCGACCCUUCCCCUCGUCGGCAUCUCGGGCUACAGUAAGACGAGUAUCUGUCUGCCGAUGGAGACUGGCGACGCGCUCGCGCUGGCUUACCUUAUAUCCCUCCUGCUGGUGAAUGGCCUGGCCUUCUUCGUCAUCACUGCUUGCUACGCAAGCAUGUACUGCUCCAUCAGCAGGCACGAUGCCACGGCCACACAUUCAGACCUCACCGUGGCCAAGAGGAUGGCGCUCCUCGUCUUCACGGACUUCGCCUGCUGGGCCCCCAUCGCCUUCUUCGG
Penaeus monodon (black tiger shrimp) is the source of this 2168-nucleotide messenger RNA. RefSeq names its product lutropin-choriogonadotropic hormone receptor-like. Gene Ontology annotation, molecular function: G protein-coupled receptor activity; protein binding; protein-hormone receptor activity. Gene Ontology annotation, cellular component: membrane. Gene Ontology annotation, biological process: G protein-coupled receptor signaling pathway. The record is from RefSeq and is a predicted model, not a curated record. NCBI's taxonomy places the organism in Eukaryota, Metazoa, Arthropoda, Malacostraca, Decapoda, Penaeidae.